Molecule: messenger RNA, 5009 nt
Organism: Cyclopterus lumpus (lumpfish)
Lineage: Eukaryota; Metazoa; Chordata; Actinopteri; Perciformes; Cyclopteridae
Gene: mmp15a
Product: matrix metallopeptidase 15a
Exons: 10
Coding region: 529-2709 (726 amino acids)
Biological process (GO): proteolysis; collagen catabolic process; extracellular matrix organization
Cellular component (GO): extracellular matrix
Molecular function (GO): zinc ion binding; metalloendopeptidase activity
Source: RefSeq, a predicted model, not a curated record
AAGACGUGUUGGUGCCAAACAGUGGAGCUGAAACCUGAUCGCUGCCACUCACUUCCGAUUGGUUGUUCUUUUUUUGUCGUGUGCAACGUUUACGCAACAAGUUAGUCACUUUUCCUAAACUAAGUGCAGAGCCCGAGUUGGCUCAAAGUGCGAGGAGACUUCUCGCCGCGGAUCAGCCAUUGUGGACGUCGGAAAGGGGCACGGUCUAUUUGUUUGCCCGCCGGCUGCAGUUUGCAUGACCACUGGAUGAGCCAUGAGGCUGCUGGCCCAGGACACAGCGGACCUCCCUCAACCGGGAAUGGAUUAGUACAAUCUGGAUUCCUGUUUCUUUUCUUCCGAGGGUUUAUAAACGCACCUUUUAUUUGCGUAACAUAUAUUGUGUCUUCUUCUGAGGAGCGAACCCCAGAAAUGAGCGGAUAGCCCACUUGUUGCGGAGGUUUUUGUGAAGUCCCGCAGCACUUCGUCCUGUGUUCCUGCCUGCUGGAGGAAGUUGUUUGGCUGUUUUCUGUCAUCACUCCGCAACACACCAUGAAGAAGACGGCAUCCAAACAACCCUGGACUCAGAUCUUCAUCACCCUCUCGUCCUUCUCCCUGGCCCUAUGCAGCGCGGCGGCAGAGGGCCCGGAGGAAGAAGGCUUCAGUGCGGAGGCGUGGCUUCGUAAAUUCGGCUACCUGUCUCAGGCGAGCAGUCAGAUGUCCACCAUGCAGUCGGCUCAGAUUCUGUCCAAGGCCAUCAGCGACAUGCAGAGCUUCUACGGCCUGGCAGUGACUGGAGCGAUGGACCCGGCUACUGUUGUGGCCAUGCGUCGGCCUCGCUGUGGCCUCCCAGACAGAAAAGCGGAGGAGAUGGAUGAUGGCGCGAGGAAGAAACGCUACGCUCUCACUGGACAGCAAUGGGGCAAAGACCACAUCACUUACAGUAUAAUGAACCAGCAAAUCCCCUCCUCGCUGGGCGAGGAGCGGACGUACGAUGCUAUCCGCAAGGCCUUUGACGCGUGGAGGCGGGUCACGCCGCUCACCUUUGAGGAGUUACCUGCUGAAAACAACAUCAGCAUCAACAGCAGCCAGGCGGAGCUCGCUGACAUCCUGUUGCUGUUUGCCUCUGGUUUCCAUGGUGAUAUGUCUUUGUUUGAUGGCGAGGGAGGGUCGCUGGCCCACGCCUACUACCCCGGACCGGGAAUCGGUGGGGAUACACACUUUGAUGCUGAUGAGCCUUGGACUCUGGAAAACCACAACCCAAAAGGUAUAGACCUCUUCCUGGUUGCGGUCCAUGAACUUGGUCAUGCUUUGGGUCUGGAGCACUCGGAUAACCCCAGUGCCAUCAUGGCUCCUUUCUACCAGUGGAUUCACACACACAACUUCACACUACAUGAGGAUGACAUCAGAGGAAUACAGUACAUAUACGGCCCCCCUCUCCUCGGGGAUGCUCCACCCACUUCUCCUCCGGUCCGUGAAGACAAACCCAAAGAUGACUCCCCCGCCUCCCCUUCUCCUCCUCAUGAUGAACCCACCUCUUCUUCUCCCAGCUUCCCUCCACCCGAAUCCCCUGACCCGACCGAUGGCAGCCCAAAUCUCCCAGCCCCCCCAGAGCCGAGUCCCAGCCCUACCUCACCUCCUGUCCUCCCCACGUCCACCCCCACCAACUCACAGCCUGAACCGGAACCUGUCACCCCGCACGUUAGAAAAGAUGUCCCGCCUCCUCCGCCUCCUCCUCGGACCCCUGCCCCUCCCCGACCUCCCAAGCUGCCGGACAACCAUGCCCCCGAUAUCUGUGACGGGGACUUUGAUACGGUGACCAUGUUGAGGGGGGAGAUGUUUGUUUUCAAGGGUCGCUGGUUCUGGCGUGUGCGGAGGAACCGGGUCUUGGAUAACUACCCCAUGCCGAUAUCUGUCUUCUGGAUCGGCCUGCCUAGUGACAUCGACGCGGCCUAUGAGCGCCACGAUGGCAAAUUUGUCUUCUUUAAAGAUGAUAGAUACUGGGUGUUCAGGGAGGCGGAUGUGCUGCCGGGAUACCCGCAGCCCUUACAUGGGUACGGACAAGGUGUUCCUGCACACAAGAUUGACACAGCAAUCUGGUGGGAGCCCAACGGACACACGUACUUCUUCAGUGGAGACAGAUACUGGCGAUACAAUGAGGAGACCCGCACUACAGAUCGUGACUUCCCCAAGCCGAUCAACAGAUGGGGCAGGAUACCUCCAUCACCCAAAGGAGCCUUCCUCAGCGAUGACGGCGCUUACACCUACUUCUACAAAGGCACCAAUUACUGGAGGUUUGACAACCGCAAGACAGAAGCAGAGAAAGGCUACCCUCGCUCCAUACUGAAGGAUUUCAUGGGCUGUACAGGAGCCUCUGACCCGAAGCCCGAUACAGACACUGAGCAGGAGCCAAAAGACAAACCAGUCGACCCCUCAGACCGAGAACAAGACGAGCACAAAGAGCCAGACACGGGCCGAGACAAAGACAAAAACCCGGAGGAGGACCAAUCCUCUCACCCUGACAGCACAGAGGAGAAUAACAAAGAGGUGAACGUGGUCGUGACGGUGGACGACAAUGAAUCAAAGGUCAUGACCCUGAUCAUGGUGAUUGUUCCUCUGGCCCUCAUCCUGUGCAUCCUCGCCCUAGUCUACACCAUCCUCAAGACUCUACAGAACAAAGAGACCCCGAGGGCCUUGGUGCACUGCAAGCGCUCGUUGCAGGACUGGGUGUGAGGCACAGAAUGAGAAGAGCGGGUAUUCAUCAUUUGGUAAAGUUGUUACAGGCGUCAACAUUUGUACUUAUGGCUCUGACGCAGUACUUAAGUCUAAAAAAGUAGAGGAUGAGUCACCGUUUUGGGCCCCAUUCAUUGUGAGACCUUUUAUCGCUCAUGUGAAAUAAUGCAAACGUGGUAAAAUCGGUGCCUGUGGAGCUGCAGUGUACGUUUCCUUCCACUGGCUCUUGAAGUUUCUCUCCUUUGUGCCUUCCAAAUGUCUGAAAGGGUACUUCUAUUUCUUUAAAAAAAUCACGUUUGUUCCAUCACAGCUUAAAAAAGAAGAAGAUGUGUCAGCCACCAGAGUACGAUAGAAGACACAUGACACACUAGGAAGGUCCGUUUCUUUUCAUUCUAAUUGUGCACAGGAGGGACCAGUGAUUUAUUUGUAAUAUAAAUGCAGACCAAGUCAAGAAUGCACAUACAUGACACAGAAGCACACAUACUGUACAUAGACACAAACAUGAGUGCUUAUGGCUAAAACAUUAACUACACAAAUACAUGCAUUAAUAUGAACAAGUCUUCCAUGUGGUUGACUACGGUGCCUCAACCAAUCUCGAAACUUCUCUUAGGUUAGAACAGAUAAUUUGCACUUUUGAUUCUGUGUUUGUCUCCUUUGUUUUGCUGAGGUUGCUUCACUGCAAAUAUGUGUGUGUGUGUGUGUGUGUGUGUGUGUGUCUGUCUGUGUGUGUGUAUAUUUGUGCUUAUUAAACACACUGACACUCGCAGAAGAAGCACAUCCUCCGACUAGCGCAGGAAUGUCAGACAGCUGUGUGUGUCCGUGACCACAGAUCUCCCACUGAGCCCAUUAUGUCUGCCCUCUCACACACAAACACGCACCAACAUCACAUGAUCUCGAAAGAAACUUCUAACUGCACUCAUGUGUGCAUGCAUGUCCACAUAUGCAGACACACACGCACACACUAAGACAUAGAGACCACUUACCCAAACAAAGGCACAUAGUUUUUGCACACAGACACAAGGGCUCCAGCCUCCCCUCCUCCCACCACAGCCUCGAUAACGGUUCUGACUGCAGCACGAAAACACAAUCCCAGUGGAGACACAUUGAUAUACGCCUGUUGGAUUAAAUACAACAGAGGGGGAUUUAUUCACACUUAACAAGAAGAUUUGAAAAGUGCUGUGGUAUUUUACAAAUGAUAUCCAUCUCGGCUCGACCCGUCAAGUUUUUCCUAAAUAGCGUCGAAGCAAAUUAAGUGAACAUGGGCGAAGCCUGCAGGCCAAAGAGGAAUGGGUGAGGGUCUGGUUUCCAUUAAGCCCACAUGCUGCUGAUUUAUUAGUGUCAGGCAUGAGGAGAGCAGAGAAGAGAGAGGGGAGUUGUGGGGGAAAGAAGGAGGUAUAAAAUGUAAUGGUGGGGAGAAAGGGGAAAUGAGAGAAUGAGAUGACGAAGGAAAGAAAGAAACCGGGAGAGGCACAGAUUGAGGAGGGGAGAGGGAGGGCUUAGCCAAAAUGUCCUUGCCAGUUUUCUCUGGAAAAGGAGGAGCAAUGGAAAAAGGGAGGAAGGAUCUAUUGGAGGGACAGCGCUGGCGUUGUGCCUCCUGACCUAGAUUGGGACACUAAGUCCACGCCUCCUUUUCAAUUCUUCUUGUUUUUGCUCAAUUAGUUGUCAUGAGCUGUAGAUUACUUCCUUUGCGACCCCCUCCUCCCUUCCGUAUCUAUCCUUCUCUCCAAUUAUGCUUUUGUUUUCCCAUUUUAAAUCCAUCUUUUUCUCUCUCUUUUUGUCUCAAUGCUGUACCUUACCGCACUAAUGCGCUCCCAGAUGUGUUAAUUUUCUUCUCCACUCUCCUGGAAAGUUAGCGCAAGCAUUUAAAAGCUACUUAAUGCACAGAAACAUCUGCAAAAAGUGUUCAUUGAGUUUCCCUUUAUCUACCUGUCUGUCUCUACCUUGCUUUUGUCCGUGUAAAGCCACUAUUGACAUGCUAAUCAUUAAUCUUUUACUUGUGUCUUUACAUUGUGCCUAUAUUUCCUUUGCUCGUAAUGUGUAAUGUAUUUUUCUGUGAAUAAUGGGGUGGCUUUUUUUUUGUUACUAUAAAUAGCAGAAGGGAAUUCUUUUUAAAUGUGUUUCUUUCCUUUUUUAAUUCGUAUUACUUGUAGUUUUGUAAAUUGUGUUUUUGUUGAGGUUUUUUGUAAGAUCAGUACUAGAUAAUCACAACUUUGAUGCAUGCAGGGCAUGUUCUGUAAGGCCUGUGCACUCCUGUGUAGAGUAUGUUAAAGUGUUCACAAUAAAACUUACAGGUAAAAGCC